CAUUGAUCCCGUUCUAGGCGCCACUCGCGGCAGCCUGCCGGUGGCGGCUGCAGCCGGCUCGUGCGGUGAACAGCGCGCCCGCUGUGUGGGUGACGUGGUCACUGGAGCCCCCAUGGACUGACCCCGCUCCGACCCAUCUGGGAGCUCCCAUGAGGUCAGGAUGUUGGCGGCCCGCCUGCUGCUGACCCUGCUCUCGGUGACGGUGAUGACCUCGUUCGCCUGUCCCAAGGCCGAGUUUCGGUGUCGCAGCGGGCGCUGCAUACCUCAGAACCUGUACUGUGACGGCAGAGACGACUGUGCCGACAAGUCGGAUGAGCCGCCGCACUGCACACCUUGUAACAUCACCUACCAUGGCGAGGAAGGCCGGACGUACGGGCUGGAGCUGCGACAGCCGCGGCGGGACCGGCUGCCGCACAUCUGCCAGCUCAACUUCAUCGCAGACGGAAAGAACUACGGAGACCUGCUGGAGCUGGUCUUCGACACGUUCAGCCUGGGCCGGUUCACCAGCCACGUGCACAACGGAUGUCCAGACGGUCACAUGCAGAUUUUCGAGUUCGGCCAGAUUCAGAACGACGGCUUCUGGUGUGGCAACGCCUACGGCUACAACGUCUACUACAGCCAGACUGGCAGCGUGCGCGUCACCUUCAGGCUCUACCGGCUCAGCGAGGGCGGCAACUUCGGCGUGGACGAGGCCAGCCAGUUCUACAUCAAGCUGCGCUACAAGUUCGUCAGCAGAGCACGCGCCGUCAUGCGACUGGGAAACAAAGGUUCCAAGUUUCUUGGAAUCGUUGUGCACAUGAGCUUCUGCGACUUUAUGUUCGACCACUGCGACCGGGAUAAAUGUCGAAUACAGAGUCCGAAUUUCCCGGGAAUGUAUCCGAGGAACGUGACGUGCUCGUACCAUAUCACACACAGUACACCGCCCCCGGGCACUCGUGCUCUGCUCGUGCUCUCUCAGCGCUACGGAGAACUCAUCAACAUCAAGGCGUCGGAUGGAUCGAACGGUGGCACCCGCGAACUGCGAACCUGGUCCAAAUGUGACGUGGUGCGGGACUUUGUCACCGUGUACGAUGGUGCCAACAAGUCGGCGCCAAAGCUGCUCAAGUUCUGCGCCGGCGCAGAGCUGCCCCCGCUCAUCUCCAGUGGUCCCAACAUGAUCGUAGAGUUUCGUACGUCUGCGUUCGACCGUCUGACACAACCCACUUUCUCAACCGACAAGCUGAAGUACCCCACCUCCUACAUGCCCGGCUUCGAGCUGGACGUGGGCGUCAAGUUUGUCAACAUCACCGACCGCACUCGCUACGUGGACAACAGAGGCUGUGACUACGUCUUCUCCAGCACGAGUCGGACGCGCGGGGUGAUCUACAGUCCGGCACAUAGUCUGCCAUCCAACACCACUUGUCGGUACACGCUGCUCGGUCGCAGCCACGAGCGGCUCUGGAUCUACUUCCUUCAAUACCACGUCACCUACCACGCUGGCUAUGACAAAGCUUACGCCAGUGGCGCCAAGUCACGACACUGCCACCACCGUCUGGACAUCACCGACGGAGCGCCAGGGGAUGGAGUCAACCGCUCCCUCGGCUUCUUCUGUGGUGACACGAAGCCUCGGCUGUGCUCGCGGGCGCUGCGCGCUGCGACUGGCGCUGCGGUACCUCCGUGUGGCCCCGAGGAAAGCUACCUCUCGCAGGCGGAGAACGUCACUCUACUUCAGAGGCACGUCACCGGCCUCGGCCUGGAUACGGUCAGUUUUCGUCUGCGAUAUGAGUUCGUGGACAUGCGGGAGGACGGCCAGCAGCUGGGUGACAACCCCUGCCAUCGGGUAUUCGCCAGUCGUGGUCGCCUCAGCAAGGGCACUUUCGGCCCGGCGCGAAACGUCUUUCUGUACGGCCGCGGAGGGCGCGAGCAUCUGCACUGCCUCUUCCGCUUCGAGGGGACCGCCGGCGAGCGGGUCCGCAUCUUGGUCAACAAGUUCACGGCUGCCGACGAGAGCGGCUGUGAAACUGUGAGAGACGAGAGCCUGGGCCGGUACCAGUGCCGGUACCACGGCUGGGCCCGCUCCGAACUGCGACUGGCAGAGGUGCCGUGGCCAGGAGUGCGUGUGUGGAGGGAUUGUGUGUGCGCGGACCGUAACACAGCCGAACACAUUGUCGUCGAAUCGACGUCUAGUGUGCUCGAACUGCAGUAUGAUGUGUUCAAUAUGACGGCUGAUGAGGACUUCUACUCGUACUCCUUCAUAGCAAAGUACGAGUUUCUGCGGAAGACAUCGUGCAAGACGGAGACGCGAGUCAAUGGCAGCAGCGGCGUGCUGCUGCUGGAGCCUCCCGCGGAGGCGGAGGCGCCCUGUGACGCGCUGCCGUGGAUGCUGGAGGCGGCGCCGUCCUCCUUCCUCUACCUGUCUGUGACCGGGAGGAGACAGGCGCCCGGAGUCUGUCCAUCUCCGACUCGACUGGUCGUCUCUGCACCCGACCUCACUGAGCCGCUGGCCAUCAUCUGUCCCGGAGGCACCGACAUGGUGGAGGUUUUCAGUGCCGGCUGGCACCACACCACGCACCAGUCGGCACCACCGGCCGAUCAUCAGCGGCAUAUGGUGAUCGAUCUGGUGAAGCCGGAGCCCGGACAGCCAGUGAAAAUCACCUGGCUAGAGCUGCUCCGGCCCGAGGUGCAAAGGUCGACGACAGCCGGUGUCCAGGGCCGCAGCCACCGCUCGGAGGCCUGGGCGUCUGGACCGUGUCGACACAUGUGCCCAGAGCUGGACGGAGGCUGUAUCGCGCCGCAUCUCUGGUGCGAUAACGUCCAGCACUGUCCCUCGGGGAGGGACGAGGCACCAGAGAUCUGCCACCGGUGGUCCAUCCCGUGGCUCUACGUGGGCGUGGCCGGCUCGGCGGCUUUCAUCAUCCUGCUACUGUGUAUCGCCGCGCUGGUUCACCGGAGGCAGAAGGGCGCCCGACCCGACCGGGGCAGGUGUAACGCGGCACUCUCCAACAACCCGCACGAGAAGAGGCUGCCCACGGACGAGACUCUGACUACAAGCGGUCUUUAUAGCGGCAGCUCGUCACUCAAGAACGGCAAGGAUCUCAUCUCCGUGCCAUCUACCUACUCUAUGGACUCGGGAGAUGUGGACCUCGUGGAGACAACAGUGUAGCGAUGAAUGCCGUGACGCUGUCACAGUGACGCUCCUACCGUGACAUUGUGACCGUGACGUUUGGUGCCGGGACGCUGUUGCUGUGACGCUGGUUGGCAUAGCGUGAUGUGUGACGAUACUGCAAGAUUCGUGUUUCAGUAUGUGGUUACGGUACGGCUGUUGUCACUUUGGCGAUGAUUCGCUGGACAGAUGUACUGCCGUGACGCCGUGAUCUGUGACGUCAUAUGGUGGCGCCGUGAUGGCGAUCGUGCUACGUGACGUGGCUCACAGUCUGCAGGACUACAGUGUGGACGAUCACGGUGUUUUCGGCGGCGCUGCUGAGUGAGGGGCGUCUGCCUCUGCCCGUUUGUCAGAAUGGGAGAGUCGGCUGAUGUCAUGAAAUAAUUUGACGUCACUUCAGGGACCACCAGCAUUCGUCAUAAGGUGCGGUGCCGCUGACACCAGUCUGCUGUCGGUCCGAGUCACUGCAGAGCUCGGCUGACCGGCGGGCCACCCUCCUGUUCUCGCUGGACGCUGCACAGCGCGACCACGACGUCUGGCGACCAUCAGCGGCAUCUGCUCUCUCAUCAGUCUCAUUCGAUCAUAUGAUGUCGUCCUCAUUGUUGCUCGUUCGUGGGAAGUGACGUUGACGUCACUUCUACGAGCAUUUCCUCUGCGUAUCGCUGCUGGUCGCUGGUCAGCACCAUAUUGCACCAAUUGAUUAGCGUCCAUGGACUAGAGUCGCUGUCAAAAUUGACGGUAUGCCGCCCCGGUAUGCUACGUCACCGGUCCAACAGUUUCAGCCGUCACACAAGUCGGGGUCCGGUGGUGAGUAUUAUGUGGCUCAUGGAUAGCUCGCUGUGUCACAAAGUGGGCCAUGUGGAGCAGCACAGUUUAUCUGGAAGGGUCAGGUGUAGUAGUUUGCUGUUGAAGGAAUGAUGACCAGGAGAUUCAGAGGGCGGCUUGGGGCUGCACUGAGUGGAAUCAGACGGCCAGAGAACCAAGUAGUGUGAGAAAUGUGUGAAUGUUCGCUCAAAUCUGUCUUCUUUCCACUUUCAAGGAGGCUUUCGAUAGGAGGGCUAUAUGUCCGUGUUGUGCAACUGUAGUCCUUGACAUGUUGUUUGGCUUUACCUAUGCCAAUGGUAUCGGGCAGUUUAGGUGUAAUUUAUUCAUGUUUUAUGGAA
This is a messenger RNA of Amphibalanus amphitrite, 4305 nucleotides long. RefSeq lists its product as uncharacterized. The record is from RefSeq and is a predicted model, not a curated record. Bases 161 to 3142 code for a protein of 993 amino acids. Gene Ontology annotation, cellular component: plasma membrane. Lineage: Eukaryota; Metazoa; Arthropoda; Thecostraca; Balanomorpha; Balanidae. The transcript is spliced from 10 exons. Gene Ontology annotation, molecular function: protein binding.